Messenger RNA from Scedosporium apiospermum, 777 nucleotides. RefSeq names its product Glycoside hydrolase family 61 protein. The record is from RefSeq and is a predicted model, not a curated record. The transcript has 3 exons. Bases 1 to 777 code for a protein of 258 amino acids. NCBI's taxonomy places the organism in Eukaryota, Fungi, Ascomycota, Sordariomycetes, Microascales, Microascaceae.
AUGCUGCUCGACUCUGUCCUCGCUUCGAUUGCCCUCCUUGCAGUGGGAGCCUCCGCACACGGCGCCGUCACUAGUUACGUUAUUGCCGGUGUCGAUUACCCAGGGUAUCAAGGCUUCUCCCCUGGGAACUCUCCCAGUGUUAUCCAACGACAAUGGUCGGAUUAUAACCCGAUAACGUCUGCCGCCGACCCAAAGCUCCGCUGCAAUGGUGGCACCUCCGCAGCCCAAAGCGCGACUGUCAAGCCAGGCGAUACCGUCGCUGCUGUCUGGGGACAGUGGACACACAGCCAAGGGCCGAUCUUGGUUUGGAUGUAUAAGUGUGCCGGCGAAUUCAGUUCCUGUGACGGUUCCGGCAAGGGAUGGUUCAAGAUCGACGAGGCCGGCUUCAACGGAGAUGGCGUCAAGGUCUUCCUAGACACUGAAACCCCCUCCGGAUGGGAGAUUGCCAAGCUUGUGGGUGGAAACAAGCAAUGGACCAGCAAAAUCCCUGAAGGACUAGCCCCCGGCAACUACCUGAUCCGGCACGAGUUGAUCGCCCUUCAUCAGGCCAAUGCCCCUCAGUUCUACCCCGAGUGUGCACAGCUCGUCGUCACUGGUUCUGGUACCGCGGUGCCAGAUGACUCUCACUUGGCCGCUAUUCCUGGCUACUGCAGUCAAAACGACCCCAAUAUCAAGGUCCCAAUUAACGAUCAUUCCCUCCCUCAAACAUACGCCAUCCCCGGCCCUCCCGUCUUCACGGGGACCGCUACUAAGAAGGCUCGAGAAUUCACUGCAUAA